This is a messenger RNA of Ornithorhynchus anatinus (platypus), 1904 nucleotides long. RefSeq names its product prostaglandin E synthase 2 (gene PTGES2). NCBI's taxonomy places the organism in Eukaryota, Metazoa, Chordata, Mammalia, Monotremata, Ornithorhynchidae. Gene Ontology annotation, molecular function: prostaglandin-E synthase activity. The record is from RefSeq and is a predicted model, not a curated record. The transcript has 7 exons. The coding region runs from base 19 to 1119 and encodes 366 amino acids. Gene Ontology annotation, cellular component: mitochondrion.
UUUGCAGCCGGGGGAAAGAUGGCUGGAGCUGCUGCAGCAGCUGCAGGGCGAUGCAUGGGGCGGUGCAUGGGACGGUGCAUGGGACCACCGGGCUGGAGGCCCAACCGGGCCCCGUACUCGGGGUUGGCGGCCGGGCCCGGGUCCCGGAGGGGUGGGCAGCUCCUGGGGGCGGCCUUCGCCCUGGGAAGCGCCUGGGGCCUCUACCAGACCUUGCAUUUCCACCGGGGGUCCCGGGACCACCGCGCCGAGCAAGCCAGCCUGCAGCAGCACACGGAGGGCCGGCUGCAGCUCACCCUGUACCAGUACAAGACCUGUCCCUUCUGCAGCAAAGUGCGGGCCUUCCUGGACUUCCACGGGCUGCACUACGACGUGGUGGAGGUCAACCCGGUCAUGAGGCAAGAGAUCAAGUUCUCCUCCUACAGGAAGGUCCCCAUCUUACUUGCUCACGAGAGAGACUCCCUGCAACUUAAUGAUUCCUCGGUGAUUAUCAGCGCCAUCAAGACAUACCUCGUUUCAGGGAGGAAGAGCCUGGAGGAGAUCAUCACGUAUUACCCGCCGAUGAAGACUGUGAAUGACCGGGGCAAGGAGGUGACCGAGUAUGGAAACAAGUACUGGCUCAUGCUGGAUGAGAAGGAGAACAAGCACGUCUAUUCUGGGAAGGAAGCCCGUGUGGAGGAGAUGAAGUGGCGCAAAUGGGCGGAUGACUGGCUAGUCCACCUGAUUUCCCCCAACGUGUACCGCACGCCCGGCGAGGCCCUGGCGUCCUUCAACUACAUUGUUCACGAGGGCAAAUUUGGACCGGUGGAGGGGGCCUUCGCCAAGUACAUCGGGGCUGCUGCCAUGUUCUUCAUCAGCAAGAGACUCAAGAGCAGGCACCACCUCCAGGAUGACGUCCGGGCAGAUCUGUACCAGGCAGCCGACGAGUGGGUGGCAGCAGUGGGGAAAGAUCGGCUCUUCAUGGGGGGGAAAGAGCCCAACCUGGCCGACCUGGCGGUGUACGGUGUCCUGCGAGUGAUGGAGGGCCUGGAGGCCUUUGACGAUAUGAUGCGCCACACCCAGAUCCAGCCCUGGUACCAGCGGGUGGAGCAAGCCAUCGAAUCCGCACCCAAGACCUACUGAUGGCCCCCAUGGUGGCCAGACUGGCAGGGAGAGGGUAGGGUCUGCCCUGGCUCUGGGGAAGCCGAGAUAGAACGGUAUUGGGAGUGGGGAGAGGAGCCAGCAGGCCAGAAAGGGCAGAGGGAACAAGGAGGAGAAGAGAGGCUGCCUCCCCUGCAUCUGCCUUUCACCUUCCUUCCAUCUUCCCUCUCGGUUUCCUACCUCCACCCCAAGUCCAUUAAGUUCUCAAACGCAUUUAGGUCCAAGACCGAUCGCUUUUCACUCAGCGGUUGCCGCGAGGGCAGAGCUUGGUUCUGUCUUGUACCCAAAACGGCCGGCUGGGGCUGCAGCCAGCCUCUCUCUCCCUGCGGCAGCUGACCUGCCUAGGGGCUGAGGAAAUCUGGGCCGCCUGGAGCCGAGCUAUUUAUUCCUGGCAAGGCUGAGCAGCGGCAGGCUGGAGCAAGGCCUCAGGCCGAAAAGGAGCAGGCGAUGCUCUGCCUGAGCUGAUGUGCUGGGGUUGGGUGACCAUAGGGACUGUGGAGGCGGCGGAGACUUUACUGUGGGGGGAGGUGAAGCCCCAGCUGGUCCUCACCCAGCGCUGCUGCUGGGAACAGUGGGACAUAGUCUAGGGGCAGCCCCUUUCUUUGUGGUGUGGGGCUUCCCGGCCUUGACAUCCUGACACUUUCUCUGGUGACUCUCUUCCACCUGAGACGGUGGCGGGAAGGGGCCGGCCCAGAUUUCACCAACUCGGGCAGACCAUCCCACCCUGCCAGUUGAGCAGUUGGCAAUAAAGAAACGGUUUGCUGCUA